This is a messenger RNA of Calidris pugnax (ruff), 477 nucleotides long. RefSeq names its product chromosome unknown open reading frame, human C14orf2 (gene ATP5MJ). Gene Ontology annotation, cellular component: mitochondrion. The transcript has 4 exons. The coding region runs from base 134 to 304 and encodes 56 amino acids. The record is from RefSeq and is a predicted model, not a curated record. NCBI's taxonomy places the organism in Eukaryota, Metazoa, Chordata, Aves, Charadriiformes, Scolopacidae.
CGGCGGCGCCUCUCUUUCGGCUGAUGCUUUGCCUCGUUGGUGUCUCCUUUCCCAGCGUCCCCCGCGGCGGUAGCGGAGCCUGUCCCCGCUCGGUGACCUUCGCUGCCAGCUCGGGCCCUCCCCGCUCUUAACGAUGGUGCAGACUAUGCUUCCAAAAUCAUGGAGAGCCAUGAAAUUCUACUUCACUACUGUGUAUCAAGAAAUAUGGGUUGGUGUAGCAUUAACAGCUUACGCUUAUUACAAAAUUUCUUAUGGUGGCAAAAAAGCAGUGGCAGAUAAGUCCUCUGGUGCUGGCCAUCAUUAAAGACCUCUUCUCUUCUGGGAGUAUGAAUUUGGUGUUUUGUCAUCUUUACUGUAAAUGAAGGAAGUUACAACCAUAGGGAACUUAAUUCUAAAACUGUACCUGAUCCAUCUGCUGUAAUUAGAGAAAGAAUAAAUCCACUGAGCAAUGAGGAAUUAAACAUGUUGGACAAAGUA